Eremomyces bilateralis CBS 781.70 is the source of this 785-nucleotide messenger RNA. RefSeq names its product WD40 repeat-like protein. The transcript has a single exon. Gene Ontology annotation, molecular function: protein binding. The record is from RefSeq and is a predicted model, not a curated record. NCBI's taxonomy places the organism in Eukaryota, Fungi, Ascomycota, Dothideomycetes, Eremomycetales, Eremomycetaceae. Bases 270 to 629 code for a protein of 119 amino acids.
CUGACACACUUACUACACUGGCUUGAGGCGUUAAGCUGGAUGCAGGUCUCUGAAGGGAUCUAUGCAAUCACUUUUCAGGAGUCCAUUAUCCUUAUAAAUUUACCUUCGGUAUAGCGCGAAACUUUCAACUAAACUUCGGUUGGACAGGUGACUGUUCCCAUCUGUUCGAGUUUGUCCAUGAUGCCAAACGAUUCGCCCUUUAUAAUCAGGCAGUGAUAACGUGCGCUCCUCUUCAAAUAUACUGCAGUGCGCUGAUAUACGCACCUGUAAUGAGUAUAGUAAGGCGGCAGUUUGAUGCCCAGGUAGCUCAAUGGAUACAACAACUACCUCACGUACAAAAGCAUUGGAAUGCCUUACUACGGACGCUCGAGGGCCACGCGACCUGUGUCACUGCCCUGGCGUUCUCACCGGACGGCAAGGUGGCCGCGUCGGCGUCGGACGACAAGACGGUCCGGCUAUGGGACACCGGGUCGGGCGCGGCCCUGCAGACGCUCGAGCGCCACGCAGACGAGAUCGUCACCGUGACGUUCUCGCCGGACGGCAAGACGAUCGCGUCAGCGUUGGACGACCAAACGGUCCGGAUGGAAGCUGACUCAGAGUACGAUCUUGACGGAAAAUCAACUCCAUGAUUUUGUGGUGAGAGUGGUGUUUUUCCCGCUUCAAAUCACGUUCAACAUUUGCUGUUACAUCUGAUGUUUUGCGUCCCAACCUAGUGGCAAAGAGCGACUAGACGUUUACUUUGUGAGUCUGAGUCCCUCCUUCAAGCUCCUUAGGCAUUUGUGGAG